AUGUUAGUUCGCGCCGCGAUUUCAUCGCGAAAGUUGACUUGGGUAGCGGAAACAGAAACAACUCCAAAUGGUUUGGCCGAUCAAUUUAACCAAACGCUCAGUGACUCUCUUGAUCUACCAGUAAAACGGCCAAAAUCGAAUGCAAAUGAAGAACAGGCAUCCGACAAAGAGGAUAUUGACGAUGACGACGACAAUAUUCAAAUGACUUAUUCAAAAGUGGCAACAACUUCUAAAGUUACUCAUGAACAGGGUAGAGUGGAGUGGGGUAAAUUGGCACGAAAUUCUACCACCUUGCAGUAUUUUAAUCGUAAUUCUCUUAAUUUUUG
Didymodactylos carnosus is the source of this 326-nucleotide messenger RNA. The record is from the annotation of a GenBank genome assembly. Lineage: Eukaryota; Metazoa; Rotifera; Eurotatoria; Philodinida; Philodinidae.